This is a messenger RNA of Boleophthalmus pectinirostris (great blue-spotted mudskipper), 5744 nucleotides long. RefSeq names its product nucleic acid binding protein 1a (gene nabp1a). The transcript is spliced from 6 exons. Gene Ontology annotation, molecular function: DNA binding. Gene Ontology annotation, biological process: mitotic cell cycle checkpoint signaling; double-strand break repair via homologous recombination; response to ionizing radiation. Gene Ontology annotation, cellular component: SOSS complex. Bases 686 to 1357 code for a protein of 223 amino acids. The record is from RefSeq and is a predicted model, not a curated record. NCBI's taxonomy places the organism in Eukaryota, Metazoa, Chordata, Actinopteri, Gobiiformes, Gobiidae.
UGGAAGCGUGGGAAACUAUUCAUGUAUUUUGAUACGAAUUUUACAGUGGUUUUAGGCCUUUGAGCGGUUAUCAAAGCGCAGGCCUCGGGGAUUAUUAGCCAAUACUGAGAUAGCAGCAGUAUUCAGGCCGAACGAGGCUGGGAUAUUUGUAAAAAGCAGUUUAAGAAGCUGCCCGGCUAAUAAUAGUUGGUGGUUAGCAGUUAGCGGCUAGUGAAGCUACACAAAAGGAAUGCGGGUUUUGGCAUUGAAAAUACAAUCAAACUAAACCGAACCGCCGGAGGUAUAACUGCACAUCUCUGCCCAAAGGGAUAUUUAGCUGAAACUUUAGAUUUAUACUCGUUUAUGAUCUUAAGCAGGCAUUUUACAGAUCCAGAUAGUCCUGAUUUUGGGCUCUUGUCUGCUCUAAACGUGAUAUCAACGCUUUAAAAGGAAAUGAAGCGACUAAUAAGGACUUAAAUCACAAAAUGGAGCUGGACUGGCACAGAAGUCUCGCUAAAAGAGGAAGCUAACACGACGCCUGCUCAUUUUCAUGUUGGAUAUUGUGAUUAAACCUUGCUGUGGUCCUAUGAGGCGAGGCUUUACGUGCACAUUGAGUGAAAAAGUGCGUUAAAAUUUGGCUCAAAGCUGAAGAUUCUUGGACAUUUCCCUCUUGAGAAGACGCGAAUUGCUGUUGUAAUCUUAAAACAUGGCAGCCCCCGCAAACGAGGCCUUAUUUCUCAUAAAGGACGUGAAGCCCGGAUCUAAAAAUCUCAAUAUAGUGUUCAUUGUUUUGGAAAUAGGCCGAGUGACCAAAACUAAAGAUGGACACGAGGUGCGCUCUUGUAAAGUGGCUGAUAAAAGUGGAAGCAUCGCUAUUUCUGUUUGGGACGAGCUCGGGAGCCUCAUCCAACCCGGAGACAUCAUCAAACUCACCAGAGGGUACGCGUCGCUGUGGAAAGGCUGUCUCACACUGUACACAGGGAGAGGGGGAGACCUGCAGAAGAUUGGAGAGUUCUGCAUGGUGUAUUCUGAAGUGCCCAACUUCAGUGAACCAAACCCAGAGCUGCUGGCCCAGGCCAACCAGCAGAACAAACCAGGCAAACCGGACCAGAACCAGAACCAGAGAGGAAACUCUCCUCCCAACCAGAACUCAGGUACAACUGCUCCGCCAGGUAAUGGUGCCAUGACGUCCUUCUCCACAGGGGGCGCUGCUCCUCCCGCUGCGGCCGGGGGCUUUGGGACGUCUCGUCCGAACGGUCGCGCUCCCGGGAACAAUGGUUCCACCCAGAGCUCGGUGACAGGACUGCCCCAAAACCCUGGCUCCAAAUCCUCUGUGUCCAUCAGCAACGGCAGAGACCCCCGGCGAGCUAAGAGAUGAGAGCUGCCACUGCUGUGCCAACCUGCCCCGGGGCAGACACAGGGCCAACACGCCGCCAGCGCACAAAACCACAUACAGCUCACAGGCCUGUCACGAUAACAGUCUGAAGCACGAUAUAAUGCUACAGAAAAGUGUCCCAAUAAACGAUAAUGGAGCCAAGUGACCGCCAAAAACGAUGGAUAUUAAAAGUGUGAAAGGUGAGGGCGGAUCAGCUCUGUGCCCACAAGACCCAGACUAUAUUUAAAGAGGGGGUCUUAUGCAAAAUUGUUCUUUUUUUUGAGCUCUAUCAUGUUUCUACCACGUUUCCUCAUCACAAACCCACCCAAAGAGGUUUUAGAUGUCGUCCAUGCAUGUUUGAGUAAUCUAGUGAUCUCUCCUGGAGCUUAUUCAGCACUCCAACUGCGCUUCAAAAACUAAAGUGAAACAUAAAGGGUAGCCUGGCGAUCUAAAUGUCUUGUGUAAGCAGUUAAUACCCCCUCUUUAACUCUACAAAAAGUAACACAUCUGGAAAAACGCUGACUAACUUAAAGCGUUUCAAAGUGGAUAGAGUCAUUAUCGUGACAGGCCUGAAUCAUAUCAACAGUAGUUAGGUUUCUGCAGGGCUGGGUGAUAAAGUCAAUGAUUUUUUUUUUUACGCAUUAGUCUAAAAAAACUACAAACAUGACUGCCGAUGUUCUUGUGAACUGUGCCAAAUGACCUGAAAUAGAUUAGAGUCAUUUUGAGAUGACAUUGUAUUCUGGACACAUCCUCAUUAUUUGAAAAUAUUCCGUUUUCAGUUUAAUUGUAUGUUUUUUUUUGUUUUUUUUUUUUAUUUCUUGGCCUUUGCGAUUAGAUUUGAGAGUCCACAUCUCCUGACCUGUAAACUAAUCUCAGAAUCCUGUGCAUUUCAGAACACAUUUGUAGAGAUCUAACUAUUAGACUAUAAUUUAUUUUUCACAUGUACGAAAGUUGAAAAAAUCACAUUGCCAACUGUAUUAAGUCUUUAGAAUCUUGUUUAAAAUAUCCAAUUAAACCUGACACUUCAUUUAAGAUACUUUCUGAGCUACUAUGAGCAGCCACUUCUCUUUGAAAUUGCCUCAAGGCAGAUGUGGCACAGAAAAAGACUUUAUUUCAGUUAAUUUUAGUUAAAGGUCCUAUAUUCUGCAAAAGUGACUCUUGUGAGCUUUAAGUCACAUUCGAAUGCUGUUACCUUCUCAAAAACACACCUGGAGUUGUUUUGUUUCAUUGACAUGUUUGAGUAACACUUUAUUAUUAGUCUGUCUACAUCUCCAAAGCUCCAAAUGCUCUGUUCCACCUUGUGAUGUCAUAUAGUGGUAGUUUUCAAGUUAACAGCUCCAUUUACCUUGAGUUUAGCCUGAAACAGAGGCGUGACACAUGUGAGAAAAAAAUAACGGUCCACAUGUGUACACAUCUGCAGCAGGACUGAUGUAGAAGUCAUGUUGCCAUUUUGACAACCUACUCAUAGUUUGGAGCGUCAACUUUUUUGCCACGUGUACACGUGUGGACCAUUUCUUCUCACGUACACUUGAGUAGCUCGGGUCUCCUCCCGUACGUCACGUGGACUGUGUAAAAACAGGACUAAAACAAGGACUCAAACCAGGAUUAAAACCAGCCUUAAAAUCAGGUCAGAACUAGGAUUAAACUAAGAUCUAAACCAGGACUGAAUCUAGGUCUAAACCAGGACUAAAUCUUGGUCUAAGCCAGUACUAAACCAGGACUGAACCUAGGUCUAAACCAGGACUAAAUCUACAUCUAAGCCAGGACUAAACCAGGACUAAAUCUAGGUCUAAACCAGGACUGAACCAGAAUUAAAUCUAGGUCUGAACCAGGACUAAACCAGGACUAAAGCUAGGUCUAAACCAGGACUAAAUCUAGGUCUAAGCCAUGACUAAACCAAGGUCUAAACCAGGACUAAACCAGGACUAAACCAGGACUAAACCAGGACUAAACCAGGACUAAACCAGGACUAAACCAAGGACUAAACCAGGCCGUGCAGAGUGGGUGGGGUUCUCGGCUCGGCUGUUUUUACCUACUCUUAGGAGUGUCGCACAUUCACCCACAGUUUGAAAACCCCUGGUCUGAAAUGAUUCCAGUGAUUCUCAUGAAGGUGCAGUUUAAAAACAAUGGAACACUUCCUGUAUUACCACAUGACAUCACGAGGUGGUCACCGGGUUUGUUUGUGACGAGGAAACUCCAGUAGAACACACAGUAGAUCAGGAAAUGGUGUCAUGCAGGCCCUUUAACCUGAUUAAGCUCCUGUUUUUAGUCAUUUACUUCUUGUAAUUAUGAAAUUCUUGGACAAAAACAAACAACCUGAACUGGGAGUCGCAGCCACUUCUCUGUGAAACUGCGUCAGGGCAGAACAUUUGAGUAGUAGUAGUUUUUAGUCUUCUCUUGAGUCUUUCACACAAAUGUAUGGACAAAACUUUACAUUUUAACAGCCUAUUUAUUACCCAGCCCUCUGACAAAUUGCACACAGUUGUGGUUUGAAAUCCAGGGAUCAAAAUUCCGUCUUUUCGUUCUUCACAAACCGUUUGGUGCCAGCGUUGCCUACCCGUCUCCUCCUCUCCGUCGCCAUGUUAGAAACGACACACCCGACGUGACCCGGAACACUCGCGCACUUUGUUUUCAUAAGUCAAAUGAGCAAACGUUUUCAUCUGAAGUGACUGAAAAAGGGUGUGAAAAGGAAGAAGAUGGAGGAGGACAUUUUUGCGUCUUUUUUUUUUUUUUGGAUGUAGGUUGUAUGUUUUAUCAAGGAGGGACCACUCAAAACGGCCUAAUAAAGUUGAAAUGGGGGAAGACGAUUACGGAGAAACAGACAGGAGCAAAGAGGCGGGGACUAGACCGGGAGUAAACUUUCAGGCCAAGUACUUGUUAGAUUGAGGAAAAGUAGGCUCAAGUCAGAACUAAACCAGGACUACACCCAUGUUAAGUAUCAUAAAAGCUGUAUAAACCAGGACUAAAACAGGUCUGGAUCUGGAUUAGACCAGGAUUUAACCAGAACUAGACUGGGACUUGGUCUUUAAGAUUAGGUCAGAACUAAAUCUGGACUAAACUGGACCAGGAUCUAAACUAGGACUAACACAUGUAUUUGUUUCAUAGAAGAGACCAAGACUAAACCAGGACCGGACCAGACCAGGACUUGGUCUUCAGUGCAAGUGCUUGUUCCACAGAAGAAAAGUAAGAUUAGGUCAGGACUAAACCCAGACUAAAUCAGGACUUAACCAGAACAAGGACUAGACCCAUAUAAGAUCUGAAAUAAAAGCUGUAUGAACCAAGUCUAAACCAGGUCUGGACCAGGACUAGACCAGGACUUUGAGAGCAAGUGCUUGUUCCUUGGAAGAAAAGUAAGAUCAAGUCAGGACUAAACCUAGACCCUGGUCCAGUUUAGUCCAAACUAGGACUAGACUAGGACUAACUCAUAUAUUUGUUUCAUAGAAGAGAUCUGUGCUUGUUCCACAGAAGAAAUUACUUCAGGGCUAAUCCUGGACUAAAACAGGACUUGACCAGAACCAGACCAGGACUAGACCCAUAUAAGAUCUGAAAUAAAAGCUGUAUAAACCAAGUCUAAACCAGAAUUGGACCAGGACCAGACCAGGAAUUUUAGAGCAAGUGCUUAUUCCAUAAAAGAAAUUUAAGAUUAAGACAGGACUAAACCAGGACUGGCCCAGGUCUACUAAACAUUUAAUGCAUCCUUGUUAUCAAUAGAAGUAACCAGGACUAAACAAGGACUAGACUUGGACUAACUCAUCAUGUUAGUAUUUGUUUCACAGAAGAGAUCAGAACUGGAUCAUGUCUGAAAUAAAAAACAAACAAACUGUAAACCAGGACUAGUGCAAGUACUGGACCAGGACUAAACCAAAUUCAGACCAGAUUUUACACUCAGUACAAGUUUUAAGGUCAUAUUAUUGACAUUGACUAGGCACAUUAACACGGACUCUAGCGCCCCCCUCUGGUUUGCUCCUGUGUGCUUCUGCUCCAAUCAAUCUGUGCAAAUAAACUUCACUUUUCACUGUGUCUGUCUUCAAAAAUGUCAAAUAUCGAGAUUGGUUUUGUCCGAUUGUGUUGUUGACUCGUUUUCUUCGCAGGUGAAAGUGAAAUCUAAGCAUCCACACACACUUUGAAACACAACACAACUAAAAUAAUAAAAAUAAAAAGUCCCUGAACUCCCGAGUGUCCAACAGUGUCCGCCAUUUAACGGCCCUGUAGCGCCAUCCAGUGCAUAAAAUAGGACACUGCAGUCAGUAAGAUGGUGGCCCAAGCACACAGACAAAACGACUGAAUCACAUCCUAGUUAAAGGAUGACAGGAACAUUACAGAAAUCUGACUCCAGUAGUUCAUAGUGUUUUUAAACUGGGAAUAAAAUGUGGCUGGAUUUGGAUGAGGA